GGAUUCCCCAAGUCAACUAUCCUCAACUUCAAGAUGCCUGAUUACUAUACUAUAUAAAUGUGUAAAUCACUAGUACCAAUCAUCAUCAUCACAUCCUCAUGUAACAAAAAGGCAAGGACUACAGUUGAUUGAGUUCUAAAACAGGUUGGCCAGAAGCCUAAGACCACAGUCACAGUGAGAGAUGGACCAUGAAGCACCAGCCACACCAGGGACCCCAGGGACUCCAGGGACACCAGGUGCACCACUCUUUGGUGGAUUCAAGCCAGAUAGGAGCCAUGGAACCCAUGCCUUCAGAAAAUCUCUUCUCAAUAGCUUCAAGUGUUUCAAUGUUGAAACCUUGGCCACAGAAGAAGGCACUCUACCUACUGUCACUUGUUACUUACCCCCUCCCCCCAUCUCUCUAGCAAGAAAGGUUGGAGCAGAGUUCAUAGGGACCAUGAUACUGAUUUUUGCAGGGACAGCUACAGCCAUAGUGAACCAACAGACCCAAGGGUCUGAGACUCUGAUUGGGCUAGCCGGCUCCUCUGGACUUGCGGUCAUGAUUGUCAUACUAUCUACUGGUCAUAUCUCAGGAGCCCACCUCAAUCCAUCCAUCACUAUAGCUUUUGCAGCCCUCAAGCAUUUCCCAUGGAAGCAUGUGCCGGUGUACAUAGGGGCACAGGUGUUGGCUUCAAUUUGUGCAGCUUUUACGUUGAAGGCGGUAUUCCAUCCAAUGAUGGGAGGGGGCGUGACGGUACCUUCAGUAAACUAUGUACAAGCUUAUGCUUUAGAGUUCAUUAUCACCUUCAACCUCAUGUUUGUGGUCACUGCUGUUGCCACCGACACUAGAGCUGUUGGCGAACUGGCGGGAAUAGCUGUGGGAGCAACUGUCAUGCUCAAUAUUCUCAUAGCUGGGCCACUCACAGGAGCCUCAAUGAAUCCAGUAAGAACUCUGGGACCAGCCAUGGCUGCAAACAACUUCAAAGGCAUCUGGAUUUACCUUACUGCUCCCAUCCUUGGUGCACUAGCUGGUGCAGGUAUUUACACAGCAGUGAAGCUGCCUGAGGAAGAUGGCAGUGAUCCUAAUAAGCCUCCACAACAUAGCUUCAGAAGAUGAUCAAGAACCCAUGUCAAACCACCACUGGCCGCCACUGCCAUGCCUACACCGAUAAGACCACAUAAUCACCAUUGAAGUCCCAGCAAAUGCAAUAUCAGAUACAACUGGGAUAUGGAAAUCUGAUGGGUACAUAUCAUUUAUACUAAUACAUGGAAUAGUUGUAUCUAGAGUCUUGACAAUGGCAUAAAUUAAUGAUAGAACUUCAUGUGAAAGGUGAUUUAGGGUUUCCAUCUUUGGCAUAAUAAGGAAUUAAGUUAUAAUGUUUGUGA
Messenger RNA from Cynara cardunculus var. scolymus (artichoke), 1365 nucleotides. Its product is annotated as aquaporin NIP6-1. Gene Ontology annotation, molecular function: channel activity. The transcript has 5 exons. NCBI's taxonomy places the organism in Eukaryota, Viridiplantae, Streptophyta, Magnoliopsida, Asterales, Asteraceae. The record is from RefSeq and is a predicted model, not a curated record. The coding region runs from base 182 to 1096 and encodes 304 amino acids. Gene Ontology annotation, biological process: transmembrane transport. Gene Ontology annotation, cellular component: membrane.